AUGGCUGUGCAGCACAAUCUUGGAAAACCUUGGCAAGAUCCUGCAAAAGCUUUGCAAGAUCCUGUAAAAUCUUCGCAAGAUCUUGGAAAACCUUCGCAAGAUCAUGAAAACCCUUUGCAAGAUCCUCUAAAAUCUUUGCAAGAUCUUUUAAAACCUUGGCAAGAUCCUGCAAAAUCUUGGCAAGAUCAUGCAAUACCCAGGGAAGAUCAUGCAAAACCUUGGCACGAUCAUGCAAAACCUUGGCAAGAUCAUGCAAAACCUUGGCAAGAUUAUGCAAAACCUUGGCAAGAUCAUGCAAAACCUUGGCAAGAUCCUGCAAAACCCUGGCAAGAUCAUGCAAAACCCUAA
Messenger RNA from Dendronephthya gigantea, 348 nucleotides. RefSeq lists its product as uncharacterized. The record is from RefSeq and is a predicted model, not a curated record. The transcript has 2 exons. NCBI's taxonomy places the organism in Eukaryota, Metazoa, Cnidaria, Anthozoa, Malacalcyonacea, Nephtheidae. The coding region runs from base 1 to 348 and encodes 115 amino acids.